CGUAUUUAUAAAGCCGACCGAUUCGCUUCUUCUCUCAAACAUUCCAUUCCAUUCUCCUAAAAACAAGAUCGACACCAAAAAAAAACGAAUCUAGGGUUUUCAGAAUUUUGACGAAGAAAGAUGGCGAUGCAGAAGGCUAAAGAGACCGUCUCCAGCAACCCCGUCGUUGUUUUCAGCAAGUCGUAUUGUCCGUACUGUGUGAGAGUGAAGGAGCUUUUGCAGCAAUUGGGUGCUAAAUUCGUUGCCGUUGAGCUCGACAAAGAGAGUGAUGGUAGCCAAAUUCAAUCAGCUCUGGCAGAAUGGACUGGGCAACGCACCGUUCCCAAUGUCUUCAUAGGUGAAAAACACAUCGGUGGCUGCGACAAUGUGACCAAACUGCACAAAGACGGGAAGUUGGUUCCUAUGUUGACUGAAGCUGGAGCUAUUGCUGCAACUACUGGAACUACUUCUGCUUAAAGGGCACAAUCAGUUUGUGAUUCGCUUCUAUCAGGAAUAAACAAGUUUGAGCAAUAAAUGUGAACUUUGUCUGAAAUGUUUUAAACUUGUGGUUAUGUCGAAGUCGGUUUUGAACUUCUGAUACAUUUAUGUUAUAAUUAUCAGCAUUUUGCUAGUAAUUUCAUUUCUCGUAAUA
Messenger RNA from Raphanus sativus (radish), 631 nucleotides. Its product is annotated as glutaredoxin-C2. The record is from RefSeq and is a predicted model, not a curated record. Gene Ontology annotation, biological process: cellular response to oxidative stress. NCBI's taxonomy places the organism in Eukaryota, Viridiplantae, Streptophyta, Magnoliopsida, Brassicales, Brassicaceae. The coding region runs from base 121 to 456 and encodes 111 amino acids. The transcript is spliced from 4 exons. Gene Ontology annotation, molecular function: glutathione disulfide oxidoreductase activity. Gene Ontology annotation, cellular component: cytoplasm.